AUGCGGAUAUUGGCCAGAUUCCCCUUAAGAGGGUUGAUUUCUUCAAUACCUCGAACGACUGAAAGCGCCUCCAGCGUGUCAAGACACCGCCGCCCAUACUCCACCCAUCCCCCGAACGCCCGCCUAAAUAUCCCCACAGACUUCUCCACGACCCCACUGCUCGCCCAUAGCUCUCAGUCCGCUCUGCAAAACCCCGAGCUACCUCCUGAUGCUCGCAAUGGCACGACAAAACGGAUGAACCUCUUCCAAUCUAUCAAUGAUGCUCUAUCCAUUGCUCUGGCUGCGGAUGAUUCAGUAUUGCUAUUUGGAGAGGAUGUUGCUUUCGGUGGAGUUUUCCGCUGUAGCAUGGGCCUUGCAGACGAAUAUGGCGGCGAGAGGGUCUUCAACACACCGUUAAGUGAACAGGGAAUUCUUGGGUUUGCCAUUGGAGCUGCUGCGGAGGGCAUGAAACCAGUGGCAGAAAUCCAAUUUGCAGAUUAUGUGUAUCCCGCAUUUGACCAAUUGGUCAACGAAGCAGCGAAGUUCAGGUAUAGGGACGGCAAAGGGGGAAGAAAUGCUGGUGGAUUGACCGUCAGGAUGCCGUGUGGGGGAGUUGGACACGGAGCCUUAUACCAUUCGCAAUCACCGGAGAGUUUGUUCACGCAUAUCCCAGGAUUACGAGUUAUAAUACCGAGAUCUCCUAUUCAGGCCAAGGGCUUGCUGCUUUCAGCAAUUGCGAGCAAUGACCCGUGCGUCUUCAUGGAGCCUAAAGCGCUGUACCGAGCUGCUGUUGAGCAAGUGCCAACUGCUCCCUAUACUCUGCCACUUUCAAAAGCCGAAAUUCUGAAACAAGGGGCAGACUUGACCAUUGUUUCCUAUGGACAUCCACUUUAUACGUGCAGCGCCGCGAUUGAAAAGGCGGAGAAAGAUCUCGGUAUAAGCAUAGAGUUAAUUGACCUACGGACAGUGUAUCCUUGGGACAAAGACUGUGUGCUGAAAAGCGUGAGAAAGACUGGGAGAUGUCUUGUUGUACACGAAAGCAUGAUCAGCGCUGGUAUCGGUGCUGAGGUUGCUGCGAGUAUACAGGAGGAUAAAGAUACCUUUUUGAGACUGGAAGCGCCAGUGAUGAGGGUUGCCGGGUGGGAUACCCACAUGGCGCUGGCGUUCGAGCGAUUCAAUAUUCCAGAUGUCGCCAGAGUGUACGAUACCAUAAAACGAUCGGUUGAGUAUUGA
This is a messenger RNA of Amorphotheca resinae ATCC 22711, 1212 nucleotides long. RefSeq lists its product as hypothetical. The record is from RefSeq and is a predicted model, not a curated record. Gene Ontology annotation, molecular function: catalytic activity. The transcript is spliced from 3 exons. Lineage: Eukaryota; Fungi; Ascomycota; Leotiomycetes; Helotiales; Amorphothecaceae. Gene Ontology annotation, biological process: branched-chain amino acid catabolic process; response to nutrient. Bases 1 to 1212 code for a protein of 403 amino acids.